AUGGGCCAUGGUUCUCCACCUUCCUUAUCUGUAGGCAACAGAAGUGAGCAAGUUAACACUUUAUAUGUUUUUGAGCUUGGGUGUUUUCCUUUGUGGGAAUUACAUGAGUCUUUUCCUCCUGCAGACCCCUUUGCUGAUGCAACAAAGGGUGACGACUUACUCCCGGCGGGGACUGAGGAUUACAUUCAUAUAAGGAUCCAGCAACGAAACGGAAGAAAGACACUGACAACUGUUCAGGGAAUUGCAGAUGAUUAUGACAAGAAGAAACUUGUGAAAGCUUUCAAAAAGAAGUUUGCUUGUAAUGGUACUGUGAUUGAACAUCCUGAAUACGGUGAAGUUAUCCAGCUUCAAGGUGACCAGAGGAAGAACAUUUGCCAAUUCCUCUUGGAGAUUGGCAUUGUCAAGGAAGAACAACUGAAAGUUCAUGGUUUCUAAAAUACGUGUAUUCCCAUGAAGAACCCUGCAGUAUUGGUCUUACCUAGCCUGACUCUUCUGUGAAAAAUGAAUCUUUGCAGUGAAUGGACUUCCCUGUUACCUGAACGUUUAAAAUUUGAUUCAGAUUUGCAUGACUGCGUGAAACAUGUGGUGUGUAGACUAGAAACACAUAAGAAAACUUCAGUAAGGUGGUAAUGAAGACACUUGUGAACUUUAACACAUUUCCAAUGGAAAUGUUUUAGCAGUGAUUGUUCAGUUUAUUACUCUCCACCUGACUUAAAUGUGUGGGUUGUAUUAAAAUAGUGUGUGUUGUUGCUUAGAAAUAAAAGUUUAUUCAUAU
This is a messenger RNA of Nipponia nippon (crested ibis), 775 nucleotides long. NCBI's taxonomy places the organism in Eukaryota, Metazoa, Chordata, Aves, Pelecaniformes, Threskiornithidae. The record is from RefSeq and is a predicted model, not a curated record.